This is a messenger RNA of Peromyscus leucopus (white-footed mouse), 1214 nucleotides long. Its product is annotated as protein FAM162A-like. Lineage: Eukaryota; Metazoa; Chordata; Mammalia; Rodentia; Cricetidae. The record is from RefSeq and is a predicted model, not a curated record. The transcript has a single exon. Gene Ontology annotation, cellular component: mitochondrion. The annotation marks the transcript as partial. Gene Ontology annotation, biological process: neuron apoptotic process; positive regulation of release of cytochrome c from mitochondria; cellular response to hypoxia.
CUUCUGCCAUCACCACAUCACCAGCACAGAUCAACACUGCCAAAAGAAAUACUUCCGGAGCAUCAGCGCCGGGUCGCCAAUGGGAGCCUCUACAGUCUGUGUCUGGUGGCUGGACAUUGCUUUAGGUUAUAUGAAAGAAAUGCCUCCUCCACUCUAAGGUCUGCCAGGAACACUGACUUGAAGAGGAUCAACGGAUUUUGCACCAAGCCCCAGGAAAGUCCCAAAGCCCCGACCCAAUCCUACAGACACAGAGUGCCACUGCGCAAACCCCCGGACUUUGAGAGGAAGACACUGUUGUGGUCAGGGCACUUCAAGAAAGAGGAAGACAUCCCAGAGACAGUCUUGUUUGAGAUGCUUGUUACUGCAAAGAACAAGAUCCAGGUGAAGGUCACCUAUUUAAAGAUUGUCCUGACAGUGGCAGGAUGCAUCUAUAUGGUCUUUGAGGGCAAGAAGGCUGCAAAAAGACAUGAGUCUUUAACAAGCUUGAACCUAGAAAGGAAAGCCCAUCUGAGAGAGGAAGCAGCUAUGAAGUAUUUGUGCUGCAUUUGGAAAACCUGGGAGAAAAGUUGUAAUAACAAGCCUGCAUUGGAAAGAACGUGUACGAGAUACACUUUGCAGACAUAUGCUUUGCACAGAUUUAUUCCACUUCCGUAUUUCUGCUGUAGAGGAACAAAUAAAUUUUCUUAAAGGAAAAAAAGGAAAAAAGAAAUACUUCCAACACUCUUCAAACUGGGACCUCCUCAUCCGCAACUGUAUCAUCCUCAAGGUGCCUCACCCUUGAACUCUCAGGCAGAUGUUCCAGCAUCCCAUCUACCCCUACAUUUGUCUCUAAGCCCCUGUUCCUCCAUCCCAGAGCUCACCAGUCUUAGCCUCUGGUCAGUUUUUGAAUCUUCCCUCCUCUUCUUGAUGGUAAAUACUGUUUUACCCAAACCUCAUAUCUGGCCAUGUUCCCCGACAGUUACCUUCCCUGGCACUUUCAGUUCCCUGAACAAGGGUCACCUUGUGUUGCAGUGACCAAAGAAGUGUCAGGCCAGUGGAUCCUCUGAAAGCACCACAGACAUAAGGCAUAUGGUUGAAGACACAUCAACAAGACUAAUGGGACUAAUCGGUAUUGUCUAAACACAACCAAACGUAUAAGAACCAUACAUUUAAGAAAAUAAAACCCAUGGGACAUGGAGACACAUGCCUUUAUCUCAGCACUCAGGAAGUAGAGC